GGGAGAGAGAGAGAGGGACCACUGCCUCUAAAACGAGUCACAUCUGGGGAGAGAGACGGACCACUGCCUCUAAAAUGAGUCUGUCUGGGGAGAACGAGGAGAGAGGCACUGCCUCUAAGAGGAGGUAUUCUGAGAGAGAAGAGAGGGCCAAUGCCUCUAAAAAUAGUUUGCCUCAAGACACCAGUUCUACGAGAGACCAUGGUGGUGAAUGUUGUGUCAAGCCUGGACCUGAGAACACCAGAGACCAUGGUGGAGAGAGUUGGAUCAAGCCUGGACCUGAGGACACCAGAGACCAUGGUGGAGAGUGUUGGAUAAAGCCUGGACCUGAGAAAUGGAUUCCUCAGAGCUGUAAGACUUGUGACCAUGUUGAGGACUCCACACACAGACUUCAGAUUGAACCCUUGACUUUCACUGUCCAGGGAGUGACAAUGUUCAGGCACAGGACACCCAAAGGGAGUUAUGAGUGCACAGUGUCUGGGCUCCGCUGGCUGUGUGAGAGAGAUGUCAUUCUGAAGUAUCACUUCAGGAACUGGGAACCCUACAGUCAACUUAUGAAAGACAUGCAGUACACACAAGGUGGUCCAUUGCUGGACAUCACUAUGGAGUUAGGUGAACUGGAGGAAGUUCAUCUUCCACACUUUGUCUGUUUAGGGACCAACCCUUCCCUUAGGAAUGAGAUGAAGAUUCUUCAUGUAGAGGAACAUGGAGUGUCUUUAGAGGAAGUGCAUGAGGUCACAAGAUUCCAUGCUAAGAUUCUCCAUCCCAAGUUCUCAUCGGUCUCUGUUGUACUGAACAAAACCACCUGUUGGAACAUAGAUGUCCACUGUGACGUGAUCCUCUAUUUGGCAGUAAAAAGGUCAACAGUAAUUUCAAGGCUGUACCUGCUCCUCAGAAACUCCAGUCAGAAAGAGGCUGUUCAGGACCGGGAGAAAAAUCAGCUGUGCCAAGGAUAUUCUGAAUUUCUCCUGUCAAGUCCAAACGGGUCCUUAAAGCUGAACAAUUGGUUUGCGCUCAAGAAUCCCCUCUCCACUUCCAUCAAUCCAGAGAAGAUUCAGCUGUUACCUGCAGACACCACACCAAGCUGUUGCCAGAUGAUAAUGGGAAACACAGGGGUUGACAUUGAGAUGGAGUUAAUCGGGGAUGAUGAGAGGACAGCGUGGAGAGAUAUGCUACAAGCAGAUCAAUACAUCACUGACACCCAUUCAACUAGUAAGUAAACAUGAGAGAUACAAACCAAUGACUUGAGGGUCAGUCAACAUGGUUUACUGUAGGACCUGGACUAGUCCUGAUUAUAAAAGACUGUCUUCAAGAACAAUGACAUCUCCUCCAGGACUUGAUGUAGAUGAGCCUGGUUCUGAAUGCCCCAAUGGCAUCUCCUCCAGGACUUGAUGUAGAUGAGCCUGGUUCUGAAUGCCCCAAUGACAUCUCCUCCAGGACUUGAUGUAGAUUAGCCUGGUUCUGAAUGUCCCAAUGACAUGGUAGAAUGAAUAGUAACAGUGUUGGGGUACAAAAUACAAAAAUAACUGUACAAAUGUUAUGGAGAUACAGUGUUGUGUAAAAACAUUGAAUAUAAGAAUAAUAAUUGGAAUCAUUUGGACUGGGGAGACCUGCUCCUAGAUCAACACGCCUAUUCAAUGUUUAGGAUUACCCUGAAUGCUUUCCCCCCCCAAAACAGGGUAGGGACCUACUUUAAUUUGUCCAAAAUAAACAAUUUUGCAACUAUUUGCAACAACUAUUUUGUUUUCAAAACGUUGUGCUACUGUGGGUGACUAAUGAAUACACCCCUGAUCUGACUGGGCUGUAAAUCUUUGUCAAAAAAGCAGCAACCUCCACCACCCUCUUCAGAGGACACAUCUCUUACUUUUUUCCACAGCUUUUUUACUACACAUACAUACAUAUACAUGUAUACACACACACACAUUUGCAUGUGACAUAUAUAUUUUUGUGCUGUGUUUUACUAAAUCUUUGAAUCUUUCUAAUCGUAUAGUAUCCACAUAUUGUGAGCUGAAGAUGAAAACCUUUCCUGCGAGUAUUAUUAUAUAUUAUAUUAUAUAUUAUUAUAUAGUAUAUAUUAUCUGGUAUUAUUAUAUAUUAUAUUAUAUAUUAUUAUAUAGUAUUAUUAUAUAUUAUAUAUUAUUAUAUAGUAUAUAUUAUAUAGUAUUAUUAUAUAUUAUAUAUUAUUAUAUAGUAUAUAUUAUAUUAUAUAUUAUUAUAUAGUAUAUAUAUUAUAUAGUAUUAUUAUAUAUUAUAUUAUAUAUUAUUAUAUAGUAUAUAUUAUAUAGUAUUAUUAUAUUAUUUAUUGACUGACUAUGGUUUUCCAGAUCGCUCAACACUGCUAUUUGUAAGGUUCAUUUGAAUUGCAUGUGAUUUUCUAACCAUUCCUGAACCUAUGACCAGAAACUAGCUACAUCAGGGCAAUACCAGAAUAAAUGAUCUAUUGAUUCUGUCUCUUCGCAACAAUAUCUACAGAGCUGAGAUUGUUGUGUUGUUGCCCCAUAUAUAUAGCAUUCUGUUGGCGGCAAUCAUUUUAUAUAAUCAUUUAAAUGGUUGAAUCAAGUGUUGUUUUUUUUUGUACCAGUUCUUGUACCAGUUCAUAAACCAUGUGCCAUGGAAUUGGUAAAUUGAAAA
This is a messenger RNA of Oncorhynchus nerka (sockeye salmon), 2628 nucleotides long. RefSeq names its product NACHT, LRR and PYD domains-containing protein 1 homolog. The transcript is spliced from 9 exons. NCBI's taxonomy places the organism in Eukaryota, Metazoa, Chordata, Actinopteri, Salmoniformes, Salmonidae. The record is from RefSeq and is a predicted model, not a curated record. The coding region runs from base 75 to 1217 and encodes 380 amino acids.